AUGGCUGACCUUCUCACCAAACAGUCCGUCCUGCAGCGCCAGAUUGAGCGCGCAUUGGACAACUUCAAGAAGGUGGGGAAGGCGAACCUCACGCCCGCGAAGAUCCGUACAAGGAUCGCCUCGCUCAAGUCCACCUGGGGUCAGUUUCAAGAAGGGCAUGUUUCUCUUCUGCGGGCCGUGCCCGAAGCUUCGAGAACUGAGAUGGCCUAUUUCAACGAGGAUCGUUUCGAGGUCAUCGAUGACGUCUAUCAAUCCGCCUGGGAGUACAUGUCCGAGUGCCUCGAGGAGCUGGAACCGGUCGUGAGCCCUAACCAAUCCUUUAAUUCCAGUCACGCGGUUUCAGACGCGUCCGCUCUCGCGCUUACUAACAUGCCGCCGAUCCGUUUGCCGCCGUUCGACGGAGAUUAUUCUCAAUGGGAGACUUUUCGCGAUAGAUUCACCGCUCUAGUCAUUAGCAAUAACGCGCUAAGCGAAUUCGCGCGUAUGCACUAUCUGGCGUCAUCUUUAAAGGGUCGAGCCCUCGAUUGCUUAGGGAGUAUCGCGAUCACCGCUGAUAAUUUCUCUGUUGCAUGGGGUGCGUUGAAGUCGCGAUUCGAGAAUAAGCGCCGCCUUCUAUCUUCGCACUUCUCCUCGUUGUUCGGAUUGUCGGCCCUCACGAAAGAGUCCGCCUCAGAGUUGCAAACCCUAUGCGAUAAAAUUAAUAUCGCUGUGGCAUCGUUGACAAACUUGAAACGUUCCCCGAGUGACUUGUGGAACGAUUUCCUGGUCCAUUUAUUAACGCUGAAGUUGGAUCCCGCCUCGCGGAAGGCGUGGAACCUCAAGACAAGUGACGCCGACAUUCCGCCGACCUUUGAGGAGCUAAAUAAAUUUAUUUCAAAUCGCAUUCGCGCGCUGGAAGAGUGCACGCCUAACCCACCGUCAAAGAAUCCGAAGUCGCCCGGAUCAUCUCGCGUUACCGUCGCGACCGCGUCCGCGAAUGCGCUGUCUGCUUGCCCGUUGUGCAAGGCCCGACACUAUUUGAGUGCAUGCGCUAAAUUUGUGUCUCAGACUCCGAAUCGGCGACGCGAAACGGUGAAGAAGCUGAAGCGCUGUUUCAAUUGUCUAAGCGCUUCACAUCCCAUUUCGGAAUGCAAGAGCAAAUUCUCCUGUCGCGCUUGCAGUAAGCGACAUCACUCGAUGCUGCACGCCGAUUCGGAUUCUGAGACCAAUGCUUCGGUGUCGUCAGUCGCCGAGACGUCGAUCCCGGCGUCUUCAACUACCGUUGAAGUUAAUUCGUUGCUAGCUUCUGCGAUUACGCGUCCGCGCACACAGGUCCUCCUCGCCACCGCGCGUAUAAAGGUGGAAGUAGACUCGGGUCGUAGCGUUGUCGCGCGUGCUCUGAUAGAUCAGGGCUCAGAAGCUACUUUCAUAUCGGAAAGUCUGGCUCAAACCUUGCGAACUCGUCGAAUUCGAAUGCCUGUCUCGAUUUCAGCUGUUGGGGGUACCCAAGUGAGCACGGUGCGACAUGCUGCCCUCGUGAAGAUCCGUCCCGUCGCUACCGCGACACCGUCGUUCUCGACGACGGCUCUGAUCCUUCCGUCGUUAACUUCCUACGCUCCCCGUCAAGCGUCGGAUAGCUCAGCUCUCUCUCACCUCUCUGAUUUGGCAUGGGCGGAUCCGCAUCCGACCAAUUCCGAUCCUAUACAGGUUCUCAUUGGCGCCGAUCUCUACAGCGAUCUUAUUUUGGAUGGUGUUCGGAAGGGGAAAUCCGGCCAUCCCAUAGCGCAAAAUUCAAUAUUCGGGUGGAUAAUCUCCGGCCCUCUUCCCGCGGAGGAGGACCGAGUAACUCCUCACAUUUCGGUGCAACAUUGCACCUCCGAUGUCCCUCUUUCAGAGGACCUUCGGAAAUUCUGGGAGAUCGAGGAGCUUCCUCCUUCUCCAGUCCUCUCGCCCCAAGAAGAGCAGUGCGAGAAACAUUUCUGCGAGACACAUUCGCGCGAUGACAGCGGACGAUACAUCGUUCGCUUGCCAUUCAAGACGCCCUCGCCUAUCGACAUAGGGCGUUCCCAACAAUCCGCCGAUCGACUGUUGCAAUCGUUACUGCAGCGUUUCAAAUCUCAGCCGGAGUUGGAAAGCGAAUAUCGAGAUUUCAUGCGCGAAUAUGAGAGUCUCGGGCAUAUGCGUCCGAUUCCGGAACCGCAAAACACCCGAAGUCAACGGGUGUAUAUCCCGCAUCAUCCGGUUUUUCGAGCCGAAAGCGCCACAACUCGAUUACGCGUCGUUUUUAAUGCCUCAUGUAGAACCUCCAACGGCUCUACGCUCAACGAUCAUUUACUUUCCGGUCCCAAGCUCCAAACCGAAUUGCCAUCAAUCGUUAUGCAGUGGCGUCAAUUUCGGUAUGUCUACACAGCCGACGUCGCUAAGAUGUUCCGGCAAAUUUUGGUCGAUCCGCGAGAUCUUGACUAUCAGAGGAUACGGUGGCAGCCGGAGACCGGCGACGAGCCUCGGGAUUAUCACCUAUUGACCGUCACAUACGGCAUGACUUGCGCCCCGUACCUAGCGUUGCGCGUCUUGAAGUGCUUGGCCGAUGAAGAGGGCGAUCAGUUUCCUCUUGCAGCCUCCAUAGUACGUAAGCAAAUCUACGUCGAUGACGUUCUUUUCGGAGCCAAUGACAUCGACUCAUUGCGUUCCCGCCGGGACCAGCUUGUUAAUUUGCUCCGUCGCGGCAAAUUCGAAUUACGCAAGUGGGCGAGCAACUCCCCUGCCUUGCUCGAGGACAUUGAUCCCUCGAACCACGGUUUGGCAUGCAGCAAGUCAAUCGCGAUCGAUGAGAGAGUUAAGGUGCUCGGGAUAGUUUGGAAUCCUGCGCGCGACGUCUUUCAAUUUAAGGUGACACUCGAAGCUGAUCCCCCUCGAAGCAAACGCGCCAUUCUUUCUGUCAUCGCCCGACUGUACGACCCCCUUGGUUGGGUCACGCCGGUCACCGUCUCCGCGAAAAUCAUGAUGCAACAGUUGUGGCGCUUUCGGCUGGGCUGGGACGAUCCAGUUCCGGCUUCAGUUUUUACGCGAUGGCAACUCUUCUACUCCAAGUUGCCACAUCUCAACCACCUCUCGCUCAGUCGGUGGACGGGAGCUCAAUCGGAGUCCCGUCUCGAACUCCAUGGUUUCGCCGACGCGUCUACUCACGCCUACGCCGCUGUAGUCUACUUGAAGACGAUCACUACCGCCGGCGACGUUCGGAUCUUCCUCCUCGCAG
Molecule: messenger RNA, 3235 nt
Organism: Vollenhovia emeryi
Lineage: Eukaryota; Metazoa; Arthropoda; Insecta; Hymenoptera; Formicidae
Exons: 1
Source: RefSeq, a predicted model, not a curated record